Lagenorhynchus albirostris (white-beaked dolphin) is the source of this 2643-nucleotide messenger RNA. RefSeq names its product HUWE1-associated protein modifying stress responses-like. NCBI's taxonomy places the organism in Eukaryota, Metazoa, Chordata, Mammalia, Artiodactyla, Delphinidae. The transcript has a single exon. The record is from RefSeq and is a predicted model, not a curated record.
CGGGCCGCUCGACGACGACGCUCCCGCGGGGGCCCCGCCUGAGCAGGACGCGGCUGCGGUGGCUGCGAGGCCGCGGGAGGCCGCGGAGGAUGGAGGAGCGGAAGGAGGAGGGCGAGGCCGAGAUCCAGGAGCACGGGCCCGAGCACUGGUUCUCCAAGUGAGAGCGGCAGUGCCUGGCCGAGGUCGAGCAGGACGAGCAGUUGACCCCUGAGCUGCAGGAGGAGGCGGCGGCGGCCGCACAGCCCGAGCACAAGCAGCAGAAGCUGUGGCACCUCUUCCAGAACUCGGCCACCGCCGUGGCCCAGCUCUACAAAGACCGAGUGUGUCAGCAGCCAGGACUUUCUCUUUGGGUUCCCUUCCAAAAUGCAGCCACCGCCGUCACCAACCUUUACAAAGAAAGCGUGGAUACCCAUCAGCGAAGUUUUGAUAUUGAAAUUCAGGUUGGCCAUCAGCGACGCAAUAAAGAUGUGUUGGCUUGGGUUAAAAAGCACAGAAGAACUAUUCGUAGAGAAGAUUUGAUCAGCUUCCUGUGUGGAAAAGUUCCUCCACCGCGAAACUCUAGAGCUCCCCCAAGACUGACUGUAGUGUCCCCUAACCGAGCUACUUCAACGGAAACUAGCUCAUCUGUAGAGACUGAUUUGCAACCCUUCCGGGAAGCCAUAGCUCUGCAUGGUAAAGCCGUUUAAACAUAUUUCUUUGGAAAAAUGGUUAAGAGUGUGCCUGUGGACCCAAUUUCACAUUUAGGUUUAGGUCCAGAUAUAUUGUCUGUUUUUUUGUCUAUUCUAGUUACUACUUGCUCUAGAAAUGUUUAAAUAGAAUGUAAGCUAAGAACUUACAUGGGCAAUUUUUGAAUGUUAGCCAGCCUAUCCUAAAAAAAAAAUGUUUUUAGAAAGUUGGUUUGAGCUGAUUGGUGUUACAAUAACAGCAUUUUUUUCAACAUUUAUUAGAAUUUAUUGCUUUACACAGUUACAUUGUACAUGUUUCCUUACUCUUCUGAGUCAAAGAGGAAGUUCUUGUGUCUUAAGAAUACUAUUGCAUUUAUAAUUACCUGGAGAGCCUAGUCAGUUACGGGCAAGUAAGGCAGAUAACUGUUGGGCUAGAUCUCAUGGGAACUCCCUUUGACACCUUAGGUUAUUGAGUGUGCCUGUAGAACCUGAGCGUCGAUGACCCAAGAGGGAGUGGACAGAUGUAAGAAUAAUUAACUUGACUUUCCUUAUGUCUGUUGUCCCUUAGGGCCUUGCUUUGAUAGGACUGUUAGAGAACAGGUCCAUCACCAUCUCCCCAGGCCAGACCUGCCAUAAAAAGACAUUCUUGGCUGAGGGGUUUAAGUAUUAUUGGAGAAGCCUGGGGUAUGUAGUCAGUAAGUUUGUUGUUGCUUGUUCUCUAAUACUGGCUUCCAGAUAGAACUGGGAGAGGUACUUAUAGGACAUUCAAUACUACUGUAAAAAUAAAACGACAAAAUUAUAAGACUUGGUUGAAGCCAAGAUGAAAACAUGGAUUGUUCAAGUGACUAAACAGAUAGAAGUAAUUAGUGAGUUAGGUCAUGAGUCCUGUUAAAAGUUAACAUAUUUCUGAGCCAUAGUGUAGGUCAUCUAAAAUAAAAUAACCUGGUGAUAAAAACUGGGAUGUAUACAAAGGGCUUCUAUAUCAUCGAAGCUUUAAUGCUUACAGAGAUUCUUGUUCUCUUCGGCAAACAUUGAUUCUUUAUCUAAAACCCCAUUCAGAACAUGGGAGUUGGAAAAAGUGUUGUUUUUUUUUCCCCUCCUGAUUGUGAGUUUGUUUACGAUAAGUUAAAAACACAAAAACAUUUUAUUGCAAGAAAGUCGAUGAUGUAUGGAUGCAGUACGUAAGACUGCUUGCUGUUUCUAAUAUAGUGGAAUAGUUGAUGCUGUCAGAAAGUUUGAAACUCAGGCAAAAUAGAGAUUGAUCUGUUCCUACUGAAUUAGAGUUUCACAUCUUUUACCAUUGUUUGAAAAAAAUCGCUAGAAGUGUACAUAGUUUGUCAGAUUAAUUUUAGUGCAUGGUAGUAUUUGAUGUAGUUGUGUUUCCCUUAAGCAUUUUGAUUUCCUUUGUCAUCAAGUGGAUUUAUGAUUUAUUCCAUAUUUCUCUUGUUGAAGUAUCUUUUUUCUGUAUUAUACUCCACUAUAGAAGGUAGUUUUACGAAGCAUAAAUGCCACUCUUGUUAUAAAAUCUUAAUGCAGUUGUACACAUUGUAAAAAGGGCAAGCUAGCAGCCCUCCCCCCUCCAACUACUACUAUAUUCUCCACAUCCCAUUACAUUUUCUUAAAUUGAAAAAAAAAAAAAGCAGAUGUGUUGUGUGUGUUUGACAGGCUGUUUUAGUUCACACAAAGUUCAAGCUGAACAAUGUAUAAGCCGAGAUGACUUCUCCAUACCUCAAUGUGUGAAAAUUUUCUCCAUCAGGGGGAACUUUCAGGAUUUUCCCAAUUAGGAGUUUUCAUCUAAUGCUGGGCUUGGCGUUCACCGACAAGCAUAUGAACUAGUAGAUAUACGUUAGAAAAACCAGGUUUAUAAGUUUGAAUGACUAUAUUAAAUUACUUACCAAACCUGUGAGGAUCUUCGGUUACUUUGGGAAAAUCUUUGACUAUGGCUCACAGUUCAGCUUUAGUUCAGGAAAUAUAAAAA